AACAAUGGCUGGAAGUUGGGGUUUGUGUCAGAUUUUGGCAGUUUGUGCUUUGUGUCAUGCUGUUCCUCAGCGGAAUGAUCUGCCCCAGAACACUCAAGCUCUGAUGUUCCAGCAGACUGACCAGCAGUUUCAGAAGCCAGUUCAACAGCAAACUGAACAGUGGUUUCAGAAGCCAGUUCAACAGCAGACUGACCAGCGGUUUCAGAAGCUAGUUCAACAGCAAAUGCCAGUUCAAAAGCAAACUGACCAGUGGUUUCAGAAGCCAGUUCAACAGCAGACUGACCAGCGGUUUCAGAAGCUAGUUCAACAGCAAACGCCAGUUACACAGCAGACUGACCAGCGGUUUCAGAAGCUAGUUCAACAGCAAAUGCCAGUUCAACAGCAGACUGACCAGCGGUUUCAGAAGCUAGUUCAACAGCAAACGCCAGUUCAACAGCAAACUGACCAGCGGUUUCAGAAGCCAGUUCAACAGCAGACUGACCAGUGGUUUCAGAAGCCAGUUCAACAGCAGACUGACCAGCGGUUUCAGAAGCUAGUUCAACAGCAAACGCCAGUUCAAAAGCAAACUGACCAGUGGUUUCAGAAGCCAGUUCAACAGCAGACUGACCAGCGGUUUCAGAAGCCAGUUCAACAGCAGACUGACCAGUGGUUUCAGAAGCUAGUUCAACAGCAAACGCCAGUUCAACAGCAGACUGACCAGCGGUUUCAGAAGCUAGUUCAACAGCAAACGCCAGUUCAACAGCAGACUGACCAGUGGUUUCAGAAGCCAGUUCAACAGCAGACUGACCAGCGGUUUCAGAAGCUAGUUCAACAGCAAACGCCAGUUCAACAGCAAACUGACCAGCGGUUUCAGAAGCCAGUUCAACAGCAAAUGCCAGUUCAACAGCAGACUGACCAGCGGUUUCAGAAGCCAGUUCAACAGCAAAUGCCAGUUCAACAGCAGACUGACCAGUGGUUUCAGAAGCCAGUUCAACAGCAGACUGACCAGUGGCUUCAGAAGCCAGUUCAACAGCAGACUGACCAGUGGCUUCAGAAGCCAGUUCAACAGCAAACUGACCAGCGGUUUCCUCCGCAGUUUCAGCUUCAGAAGCCAGUGGCGCAGGCAGAGCCCCUUGAUAAAUGUGUUGUAGCUGAUUAUGAGCAAAUCCAAUGCGGACAACCUGGGAUCAGUGGUGCUGAGUGUGACGCAAUGAACUGCUGCUUUAAUGGACAGCAGUGUUACUAUGGGAGAGCAGUGACUGUCCAGUGUAUUAGAGAUGGUCAGUUUGUGGUAGUGGUGUCUAGAGACGUUACUCUGCCUCGACUGAGUCUGGAUUCGGUUCGUCUACUGGGUGGAAACGACCCACCUUGCGGUCCUGUGGAGUCCACACCUUCUUUUGCUAUAUACCAGUUCCCUGUGACCGCAUGUGGCACGAGCAUGAUGGAGGAUAGUGGAUAUGUGGUGUAUGAGAACAGCAUGACCUCCUCAUAUGAAGUAGGGAUUGGACCGUUCGGUGCCAUCACAAGGGACAGUCACUUUGAGCUUCUCUUCCAGUGUAGGUACUCUGGAACUUCUGUUGAAGCUCUGGUUGUGGAGGUCAACUCUGUUCCUCCACCUCCACCAGUAGCUGCUCCUGGACCUCUCAGGGUGGAGCUCAGACUGGCCAAUGGCCAAUGUGUCACCAAAGGCUGUGCUGAAGGGGAUGAGGCCUACACGUCCUACUACAGUGAUGCUGAUUAUCCUGUCACAAAAGUCCUGCGAGAGCCUGUGUAUGUUGAGGUGCGCAUUAUGGAGAGGACUGACCCCAACAUUUUCCUGAUACUGGGACAUUGUUGGGCGACUUCAACCCCCAGUCCACUCAGUCUCCCCCAGUGGGACCUUCUGAUCGAUGGAUGCCCUUACCAGGAUGACCGUUAUCUGACCACACUGGUUCCAGUGACUGGCUCAUCUGGUCUUCAGUUCCCAACCCACUACAAGCGCUUUGUUGUGAAGAUGUUCACAUUUGUAGAUCCAGCUCCUCUGCAGGAAACCGUAUGCUCUCUAGCUCUUCCUGAACCCUUAAUAUUACACUUAAUUCUUAAAUGGAUUCUAUGGCUUAACUCUUUUCCCCUCUCAGAUCUUCAUCCACUGCAGUACAGAGGUGUGUCAUCCCUCUUCUGGCUCCUGUGAGCAAAGCUGCACCAG
Onychostoma macrolepis is the source of this 2164-nucleotide messenger RNA. RefSeq lists its product as uncharacterized. The record is from RefSeq and is a predicted model, not a curated record. Gene Ontology annotation, biological process: binding of sperm to zona pellucida; prevention of polyspermy. Gene Ontology annotation, cellular component: egg coat. Lineage: Eukaryota; Metazoa; Chordata; Actinopteri; Cypriniformes; Cyprinidae. Gene Ontology annotation, molecular function: acrosin binding; structural constituent of egg coat. The coding region runs from base 5 to 2149 and encodes 714 amino acids. The transcript has 6 exons.